Messenger RNA from Calliphora vicina (urban bluebottle blowfly), 5286 nucleotides. RefSeq lists its product as uncharacterized. The record is from RefSeq and is a predicted model, not a curated record. Bases 1 to 5286 code for a protein of 1761 amino acids. Gene Ontology annotation, biological process: DNA integration. The transcript has a single exon. Gene Ontology annotation, molecular function: nucleic acid binding. NCBI's taxonomy places the organism in Eukaryota, Metazoa, Arthropoda, Insecta, Diptera, Calliphoridae.
AUGAAAUCGGACAUUUUAGUAAAAUUUGAAAAGCUGGCCGCUUUAUUUCUUGAAUUUGAGAAGGACUAUAAUGAAAUGCCACAAGAAAAUCGAACUUCUUUUAGCAUUGACCUUCAAAAAGAUGAAUUUAAGGAUUUAUGGGAAAAGGUAAAAGCAAGUUACGAGACUUUCGCUAUUACCAACACUGUUAAAGAUUCAGAUGAAGAUUGUGAUCAGGCAAAACGGUUGUAUAAGGAAUGUAGAUUAGCCUACAUAACUAUUGCGGCUUUAAUGGGUGAACUGUCUCAAUCCUUUAUAAACAAGCCAGUUUUGAGUUCAACUCAUUGUGCAUCUGGGAACUGUGGAGACUUAGCUACUGUGGUGAAUCGCACUUCUAGCCAUCACAUGAAGUUGCCACCUUGCACGAUGGAAAUAUUUAAGGGCGAUUAUGGUUCUUGGCCCUCUUUUCGCGAUAUGUUCACAGCCGUUUAUAUUAACUGUGAUGAUUUGUCGGGAGUUGAGAAAUUGUUUUAUUUAAGACAAUUCACAUCUGACGAUGCUUUGGAAAUUGUUAAGAAUUCGCCUUUGACAAAUCAAGGAUUUCAAAAUGCCUGGAAUAAUCUAAGUGAGGCUUAUGAAAAUAAAAGGAUUUUGGUCAACAGCCAACUUAAGAUUUUAUUCAACCUUUCACCCGUUAAAACUGAAUCAGCUAAGGAUAUAAAAAGGCUUCAAAGGGACAUCAAUAAUUGCAUUUCGGUCUUGAAUUUACAUGAUAUAGAUAUCUCUACAUGGGACCCUAUUUUUGUAUAUCUGUGUUCCAUUAAAUUACCAGUCCUCACUUUGUCAUUGUGGGAACAGAGUGUGAAAAAUAAGAAAGAGAUACCGAAAUGGCGAGAAAUGGACACUUUUAUAACAUCCCGAUUUCAAUCUUUGGAAACAGUGUUCGAUAUUAGUAAUUCUGGUUUGAUGAGUGGAACACAAAAAUCUGAUUCGGAGGAUGCUGUCAACCCUACUGGAAAUAGGCAAAAUGUAAACAGAUUUAAGUCCAAGAAUAAGUCUAAUUUUGGAAAUAAUGCAUCAUCUGGAGGAAAAUUUAGAAGUUUUCAAGCGAAGGUGAUAGGAAAGUCCUGUAUUUUAUGUUCAAGAGACCAUUUGUUGAGAUUUUGCUCGAAAUUUUUGGAAAUGAAUCCCGGAGAAAGAUUUUUGAUAGUGAAGAGAAAUAAUCUUUGCAUUAAUUGUUUAGGUACCGGCCACAAGUUAGAUACUUGUACAAGCAAAUAUAGUUGCUCAGUAUGUAAACUGAAACACCAUUCUAUGUUACAUCGGGAAGUAACAGAAACAUCUACGAAUAAUAAUGAUAGCUCAGAUAGGCCAACUACCAGUCAAGCGGUUGUACAAACUCAGACCGUACAAAAUUGUUUUGUAACUGCAAGACAACAAGUUUUGUUGGGAACUGCUUUAGUAAAUAUUAUAUCUCGAGGCGACGUGUUUACUGCAAGGGCACUUAUAGAUUCAGGUUCACAGGCUACAUUCAUUUCGGAAAGAUUGCAGAGGAAACUUAAUUUGCCUAUUAAGAGUAUUUGCGCUAAGGUUUCAGGUUUGAAUGGCGCGUUAGCAGGGUCUGUUCAAAAGCAAUGCUCGUUUGUUUUGAGCUCUCCCCAAAAUUCAGGUUUUAGGCUUGAAGUUCAAAGUCUUGUUUUACCGAGAUUGACUGGGAAGUUGCCUGUUGAUUCAGUUGAUGUUUCUCAAUGUUCUUUAUCUAAUCUUAAGUUAGCGGACCCAAAUUUCUCGAGAAGCAGUCAAGUUGAUAUUUUGAUUGGGGGCGAUAACUAUCCUAGGAUCAUGCUAGGUGGUGUUAGGAAAAAUGUCUUAGGAAACUUGAUGGCGCAGGAAACACAUUUUGGAUGGAUUUUGACUGGUCCACUUCCUAACCCGAAUAAAGAAAUAUUCACAACAAGUGUUUCGUAUUUUACUGAUGUUAGUUUGGACAAGCAACUCGAGAAAUUUUGGACCUUGGAAGAACCGCCGCAACAUUCCCGACUCACACCAGAAGAUGAAUAUUGUGAAGAACAUUUUAAGAAUACAGUUAAGAGAAAUUCUGAAGGUCGUUAUGUUGUCUCACUACCUUUCAAACAGCAGUAUUCGACUGAUAGGUGUUUAGGACAUUCGCGUGAGAAAGCCAGGAAACAGUUUUUGCGAAACGAGAUUUCCCUGAAAAGAAAUCCUGAGUUGAAAUUGAUUUAUGAGAAUGUUCUUUCCGAAUAUGAAGUUUUGAACCAUAUGGUCGAGGCUGAAUAUAAUGAGUCAGACUUUUCAGAUACAUAUUAUUUGCCACACCAUGCAGUUUUUAAGCCUGAAAGCUCUUCAACGAAAGUAAGAGUUGUUUUUAAUGCGUCCAGCCGGACUACAACUGGGCUGAGUCUUAAUGAUAUAUUGUACCCUGGACCUAUUUUGCAAAAUGACUUGAUGUUGCUAAUAAAUAGAUGGCGUUUCUAUCGAUAUGUUUUUAAUGGUGACAUUGAAAAAAUGUAUCGCCAGAUUCUAAUUGAUCCCAAAGAAACUAAACUUCAAAAAAUUAUAUUUCGUAAGAACCAUAGCGAUAAUUUGGUAGAUUUUGAAUUAAAAACAGUUACUUUCGGUGUUAAUUGUGCUCCUUUUUUGGCCAUCAGAACUCUACAUCAGUUAGCUGAAGAUGUCGAAGACAAAUGGCCGUUAGCUUCAAAAAUUUUACGCCGCAUGAUGUAUGUGGACGAUGCUCUCGCAGGAGCACAUGAAGUUUCGUUGGCUAUAAAAGCUCGUGAUCAAUUGAUCCUAGCAUUAUCAUCCGCUGGAUUUUCUAUGAGGAAAUGGACCUCAAAUGCUGAACAAAUUCUUAACGGUUUACCAGCAGAACAUCUUUUGAAUGAAAACUUUUUAGAAAUUAAUGAUGAAAGUGUGGCAAAAACUCUAGGUAUACGAUGGAAUGCAAAACUUGAUGAAUUUUAUUUUUCUACGUCCACAAUAUCAUUGAAAGAAAAUUUUACAAAACGGGAAGUUCUAUCUACUAUUGCCAAACUUUUCGAUCCAGCUGGAUGGUUAGGACCGAUAGUAAUUAUAGCAAAAAUAUUGAUGCAACAAAUUUGGAGUGAGGGAACUGAUUGGGAUGAAAUUAUUUCAAAAGAUGCUGGGAUAAAAUGGAGACAAUUUCUUGUUGAUUAUGAAUCGAUAAACGAUAUUCAUAUUUCUCGUUGGGUAGGAUUCAAACCUACGACGAUACUUGAAGUUCAUGGGUUUUGUGACGCUUCUGAAAAGGCUUAUGGAGCUUGUAUUUACGUACGAGUCCAUAAUGGAGUUAAUGCAAUACAUUCGCAUUUAUUACUAGCCAAAUCAAGAGUUGCCCCUCUCAAGACUAUUUCGUUACCACGUCUGGAACUUUGCGGAGCUCUUUUACUAGCAGACUUAUUGGAAAUUGUUAGAAAAGAUUUAGAUUUGGACCAAAAUGGGACACGAUUUUUCACUUGGUGCGACUCAAUGAUUGUUUUAGCUUGGCUUCAGAAGCCACCAAAUUCGUGGACUACUUUCGUUGCUAAUCGAGUUUUGAAAAUUGUAGCAAAAACUGGCAAAGAAUGCUGGAGACAUGUGAGCUCAAAAGACAACCCGGCGGAUUUAAUUAGUCGUGGUGUUCGCCCACAAGACUUGAUCGAAAGUCAUCUUUGGUGGAAUGGUCCUUCAUGGCUUCGUUCUCCUUCUAAUUAUUGGUUAUCUCCAACAUGUGUAGAUUUUGGCACAAGGAAAGAAGAGAGAACACAUAAAGUUUUUUUCUCGUAUUUUAAAUCAUAUUCUGAUCUUUUGGAGAAUUUUUCGUCUUACGGCAGAGCUCUCAGGGUAAUGGCAUAUGUAGUAAGAGGAAUUAAUGGAAUUCUUAAAAUUAACCAACAUUUGUUUACUUCGUUGGACAUUUCAUCAGAUGAAUUGAAAUCUGUGAAAGAAAAACUGAUUAUUGUUGCUCAGAAAGUUGACUUUGCUGAUGAAUAUCAUAAACUUUCGGAGAAAAAAUUGCUAACUAAUAGCAAAGUAUUGAAUUUAAAUCCGUUUUUGGAUGAAAAAGGUAUGAUACGUGUAGGAGGUCGCUUGGCGAACGCACCGAAUUUGACCUAUAAUGAGAAGUUUCCCAUUUUAUUACCAUCCAGUUGUCAAUUUGCGAGACUUUUUGUGAAAUUUAUUCAUGAUAUUACACUGCAUGGAGGUAAUCAACUUAUGUUGAGGGUGCUACGUACACAGUUUUUCAUUCCCCGGGCCAAGAAUUUGAUAAAAACUAUAAUAGGCCGCUGCAAAACAUGUACUAUUCGAAAAAAGGCAACACAUAGUCAAAUUAUGGCAGCACUUCCUACACUUCGAACAAUUAUAACUCGACCUUUCACCACGACUGGUGUUGACUUUGCCGGCCCCUUUGAUAUUCGAAAUUAUACGGGCCGAGCUUGCUUGAUAACGAAGGGUUAUGUUUGUGUUUUCAUAUGUUUCGCUACGAAAGCAAUUCAUCUAGAAGCAGUCAGUAGUUUGUCAACUCCCGCGUUUUUGGCGGCUUUUUCUCGAUUUGUAUCUCGUCGUGGUUGUCCAAAGAAUAUGUAUUCAGACAAUGGAACCAAUUUCGUCGGUGCGUCGAGAGUUUUAAAGACUGAAUUUCGUAGUUUCCUUCGUGACAUAGGUUCCGAAGUAAACUCUGGAUAUGCACAUCAAGGAAUAAACUGGCAUUUUAAUCCUGCUCGUGCCCCUCAUAUGGGGGGUUUAUGGGAAUCGGGGGUUAAAAGUUUUAAACACCAUUUUCGUAGAAUUGCCGGAGGUUUGAAAUACACAUUUGAGGAAUUUUCUACAUUGUUAGCGCGAAUAGAAUCUUGUUUGAAUUCGAGACCUUUAUGUCCAUUAUCGGAAAAUGUUGACUGUUUAGAUUGUUUAACGCCAGGCCAUUUUCUUACUGGUGGCAAACUAUUAGCACCUCCUGAAGUUGAAGUUUUGGAAGCUCCGAUAUCUAUUCUAAAUCGUUGGCAGAGAGUUAAAGCCUUGAAUCAACGUUUGUGUGCUAGAUGGAAGGAUGAAUAUUUGAAGGAUUUGCAAAAACGUAAUAAAUGGAAAUAUGUGCGGAAAGACAUGCAAAUCGGUGAUAUGGUAGUCAUUCGGGAAGAUAACUUGCCUACAAACGAAUGGCGUUUAGGUCGCGUAGACAAGCUGAAUAUUGGUAAAGAUGGCCACGUUAGAGUUGUUGAGUUAAGAACAGCACGUGGCUCAAUAGUAAGACCAGUUGUGAAGUUAGUGGUACUUCCAACUGACUAG